Helianthus annuus (common sunflower) is the source of this 779-nucleotide messenger RNA. RefSeq names its product dehydrin Xero 1. The record is from RefSeq and is a predicted model, not a curated record. Lineage: Eukaryota; Viridiplantae; Streptophyta; Magnoliopsida; Asterales; Asteraceae. Gene Ontology annotation, biological process: response to water. Bases 83 to 586 code for a protein of 167 amino acids. The transcript is spliced from 2 exons.
CCCAUCUCAUUUCUCAUCACCAACUGCAAUUAUCCGUUACACACUUGUAAAUCAUCACUUGUAUUUCAAAACCGAAGAAAAAAUGGCGCAAUACGGAGGAGAACAGUACCGGAAGGAGGAGGGCCACCACACCGGCGAGCAUGGUCACAAUUACAACACCACCGGCUAUGAUCAGGUUGGAGGUGUGGGAGCCAACGUCCACUCCACUGCCACUGGUCAGAACAUCGGUGGUACCGGAACCGGCAUGGGGAUGGGAGGUGGUCAUGGCUAUGAAGAAGGGAAGCAUGGUGGUGCCGGUGGGGGUAUCCUCCACCGGACCGGAAGUGGUAGUUCUAGCUCUUCGGAGGAUGAUGGAAUGGGAGGAAGAAGGAAGAAGAAAGGUGUGGUGGAGAAGAUCAAGGAGAAGCUGCCUGGCGGUGAUCACGGCGGCCACGAGCACAAUACUUCAGCCACCGGGCAUGAAUACAGUACUUCAGCCAGCGUAGGUGGCGGUGGUGGCGGCUAUGGACAUGAAGGUGCAGGUGAAGAACAUGAGAAGAAAGGACUGAUGGAGAAGAUAAAGGAGAAGUUGCCGGGUGGUCACUAGUGAUCAUUCCAUGAUGAAGAUAAAAUAUAUAUAUAGAUAUAAAGUUGUAUCAUCGUGUAUGUUAUGCAUGAUGUUAUAAUAAUCUGCUUUUGUGUUUGGUUGUGUGAUACGCAAAGGCAGGGUUUGACAGUUACUUUUGUAUGUUUGGGGCGUGGUUUGUGUUAUAUACAUGUGUCUCUUUUAUGCUUUUAUA